CUCUAUCUGCAACCAACAUAUUGCCUUUUAGUUUGAAAUGAGCUCGUUUAAAGUUGCGUCGCUGCUGUUCCGCACCCUGUCCAAGCCAGUUGCCAACGCGCUAAAGACCCAGGCCAAGGAUCGUGAGAUCUUCCGGUCCCUCUGCAUCAACGUCGCACAAACAACGCAUCGCAUUGAGAUGACAUGGAAGAUGAAGGUCCUGGGCUACCAGCCCGAGCGAAUCCGCCCGCUCAACGAUACACGGGCUGUCGAUGCUGGCGCAAACUUUCUCGGCGAGGCAUUCAUCUUCAGUGUGGCCGUAUCGCUGAUUUUCGCCGAGCAGCUGCGCAGCCGCAACCAGGCGAGAAAGCAGCGCAACGCCGUCGAUGACAGGCUCGACAAGCUGGAGAUGGAGAGUACCGGGGCGAAAGAGGAGGUUCAGAGGCUGAGGGAGGAGCGCGAUUUGCUGAGAGGAGAGAUCGAUGGACUUGCACAAGAGUCGGCAGCACUGGCCGAUGUUCUGAAGAAGGUGCUGGGCAAGGAGAUGGAUAAGUGGAGUGCCGAGCACGGGCACUUGACAAAGCGGGUCGGUCAGGACGUGGUUGAGCGGUUCACCAACGGAGAGAACGUCGAUUCUGCGAUCCGGGAAAUGGUGAUUAGCACACCGGCGACACCAGCCGCAUCAGAGUGACAAUGGUUUAUAGACGCCUAGUAGCUG
Linderina pennispora is the source of this 697-nucleotide messenger RNA. Its product is annotated as OPA3-domain-containing protein. The coding region runs from base 38 to 670 and encodes 210 amino acids. The record is from RefSeq and is a predicted model, not a curated record. Lineage: Eukaryota; Fungi; Kickxellomycota; Kickxellomycetes; Kickxellales; Kickxellaceae. Gene Ontology annotation, biological process: regulation of lipid metabolic process. The transcript is spliced from 2 exons. Gene Ontology annotation, cellular component: mitochondrion.